Molecule: messenger RNA, 668 nt
Organism: Patiria miniata (bat star)
Lineage: Eukaryota; Metazoa; Echinodermata; Asteroidea; Valvatida; Asterinidae
Product: perlucin-like protein
Exons: 2
Coding region: 68-589 (173 amino acids)
Source: RefSeq, a predicted model, not a curated record
GCUAUAAAGAACCCACUGGUUUUAGGGAUUCUGGCAUUCGUUUGCUUACACCAGCCAAGGCGAAACCAUGAUGAAUCGAGUUCUCAUUUUCAGCGUGUUGAUGGCCGCUCUCUGCGCCCUGGCCAGCGCCGGGUGCCCCGAGGGGUACACCCAACGCAACUGGCCCAACCAGCACGGGAACUGCUACAAAGUUUUCAAAAACGCGGCAUGGUGGUUCCAUGCCGACCACUUCUGCAGAGCAGACGGGGGCUGGCUGGCCACCAUCAGUGACGAGGACGACGGUGCGUUUGUCAACAGUUUCUUCAUCUCGAACAGAGGUUACUCGUGUCACGAUUGGUACUGGGUUGGGGGUACUGACGCACUGAAUGAUGGCACGUGGCGAUGGCAACAAGAUGGUAGCGUGGCCACCUACACCAACUGGGGCCCCUAUCAACCCAACAACGAUGGGGACGAAGAUAGUUUGAUCGUGAACAGCGCCACCAGAGAGUGGAACGACGACAAAAUGUACAACUUUGGACUAGGUGCUCCGGCAGUCUGCUUCGUCUGCGAGAUGUACCCGACGGAGAGGCAGUGUAGUAUUGUGGCUUAGAAUUGAGCUGUACACAGAAAUAAUAAUAACAAUAUGAAAUUGGAAUUCGAAAAUAUAAUGAUCAAUAAUAAUUGAUAUC